Brassicogethes aeneus is the source of this 1580-nucleotide messenger RNA. The record is from the annotation of a GenBank genome assembly. NCBI's taxonomy places the organism in Eukaryota, Metazoa, Arthropoda, Insecta, Coleoptera, Nitidulidae.
CAAAAGAAUCUACGUACAACCAAAGAACCAGAGAUAACACUGUUUUGUUUUGUGUUUUGUGUAAGAAGCAUAGAUAAAAGAUAUCUAUGGUAAGCAGUCUUCUUGAUUCUGUGGUGAAAGCACAUACUUGUGGGUGAAAGUCUUGUAUUUAGGUUAUGUUUAUAUUUUUUAUCAGAAUUUAAUUUUUAUAAUAAAAUGAUUUUUGCCAUAAUUGGAGUCGGAGUGGUUGUUUAUGGAAUUUUUUAUACAAUCAGUACAUCUCUAAGUGAUUGUGAUUUACAAUUAAAAAUUUACGAAUAUUUUGGAAAGUCACCAAGACGUUUAAAAGGAAAAGUGGUUUUCAUUACUGGAGCUUCCAGUGGAAUUGGUGAACAUUUAGCAUAUUCAUUGGCCAAACACAAUGUAAAACUUGUAUUAGCAGCUAGACGAAACGAAGAGUUGCAGAGAGUUAAAAGGAAAUGUAUAGAGCUGUCUAAUCAACAAUUGGAAGACAAAGAUGUCCUUGUUCUUGUAUUGGAUGUAACAGAUUUGGAGAGCCAUAAGAAACAUUUUGACCAUGCUGUCAGGCAUUUUGGGCAUGUUGACAUUCUUGUCAACAAUGCCGGAAGAUCUCAAAGAGCAUUGUGGGAAAACAUUGACAUGAAAGUGGAUAAACAAAUGUUUGAACUUAAUGUUUUUGGAGUAAUUAACUUAACUAGGCUGGCAAUAAGUCAUUUUAAUAAAACUGGAGGGGGUCAUGUUGCUGUUGUGUCCAGUUUAGCAGGAGUUAUUGGAGUGCCUUAUUCUGGCACUUAUACUGGAACCAAGUAUGCUAUACAUGGUUACUUUAAUUCUUUGAGGAAUGAAAAAAUGGGCAAAAAUAUUUCUGUGAGUUUGAUAUGUCCUGGACCAACGUUUACCAACUUUUUACAGGAAAGCUUUACGGAAAAAGAUGGUGUUAAAUAUGACAAAACCACACAACCCACUGACCGCCGAAUGACGGCUCAAAGAUGCGGAGAUUUGUCAGCUAUAGCGUUAGCUAAUAAACUUGGAGAGUCGUGGAUGGGACUUUUUCCUCUUAUGCCAUUUACAUAUAUAUCAGUUUAUUUUCCUAUUAUAUUCAAUACGGCUUUAAAACUUGUUGGUCCAGAAAUAAUGUUUAAGCUAAGGGAUAGCAAAAAGGUGGAACUUACUGAGGUACACGUAGUUUAAUGUUAUAUAUAUUUAUAAUUUAUAAAGAUAAAUAUUUAAACAAUCUAACCUUCCCUUUUAAAUUACUCAACGAGUAAAAUGCGUUUGAUAUUAUAAAAAUAGUCCUUAAGGGAAUUCCCUUUUAAAUUAUUCAACAAGUUAAAAUAUUAUAUGAAUAUAGCCAUGAUGCCAUUUAGGUCAAUUCAUACAGGUUAAACCCAGAUUGUUGCUGCAUGGGCCAAAAUUUUGGUUAACACCAGUCUUAACUUUUGAAAUUAAAGUUAUGUUUUAAAAAUUAUCAAAAUUUGUUUGAACUUGUAAAUUUUUUUAUUAUCCCUAUUGUAAAUGACCUAUAGAAUCCAAUAAAAAAUAAGUAAUUGGUUUGAAUUGGUUUAAAAUGUGUUUUGGCG